AUGAGCAAAUCCAAAACUCAAAGAAAACCUACCAUUACCAAACACAUAAGCCAAAAAGAAAACCAAAAGCCACAUAAAACAGAGAAACAACCCUCUUGGGCAGUUGUAAGAGGCUUUUUAGCUUGUAAGAAUGUUGAAAUCCAAAAACAACAGCUACAACUGAAGGAAACAAAACAACCACAACCACAACCACAACCUAUAACAGAAACAAAGGAACAUAGGAAGCUGAAAGAGGAAGAAAGAGUUCCAGAAGAAAACAACAAGAAAUGCAAGAAGAUGAAAUGUUCAGGUUCUCUCUGCAACAACAGUACUGGUGUCAUGGCGAAACCCGAAACAACAACUUUGGAAAUUCAUAAGAAAAAGGCUUCAUUUGGUGGAUACAAAAACAAUGAAGCUUCUAGUUCUAGUAGAUCCAUGAAAGCUCCUCUGAAUGAAAUCAACGGAACUGUAUCAGCCUCUUCUUCUUCGCUUUCUGCAGCAUCUUCUAACUCAUCUGUAGCUGGUUCUUUCNNNGGAAUGCCGUUUAGGAGACUCUCCGGUUGUUACGAGUGUCGAAUGGUGGUUGAUCCUGUUCUUGGUUUCACAAGAGACUCUUCUUUAAGAAGUUCCAUUUCUUCUUGUCCUGAUUGUGGUGAGAUCAUGAAAGCUGAAAGCCUUGAACAUCAUCAAGCUGUCAAACAUGCAGUUUCUGAGCUGGGUCCAGAAGACACAAGCAAGAACAUAGUCGAAAUCAUAUUCCAUUCAAGCUGGCUAAAGAAGCAAUCACCAGUAUGCAAAAUCGACCGAAUCCUUAAAGUCCACAACACUCAAAAAACCAUAACAAAAUUCGAAGAGUACAGAGACUCAAUCAAAGCCAAAGCCACAAACCUCUCGAAAAAACACCCAAGAUGCAUAGCGGACGGCAACGAGUUACUAAGGUUUCACUGCACCACAUUCAUGUGUUCAUUAGGCCUAAACGGAUCAUCAAAUCUCUGCAACUCAACACCGCAAUGUAAUGUGUGCAGCAUUAUAAAACACGGGUUCAAGAUGAACGGUGGAGAUGGGAUAUUAACGACCGCGACGAGUGGGAAAGCACAUGACAAAGCAACAAGUGUUUUGGUUUGUGGAGGUUGUGAUAAUAAUAAUAAUGAGAGUGGUGAUGAGAAGAGGGCAAUGUUGGUUUGUAGGGUAAUAGCUGGGAGAGUGAAGAAGAAUAACAUGGAAGGUGGUGGAGGUAUGGAAGAGUGUGAUUCUGUUGCUGGUGAUGUUGUUGGUGCUUAUUCUAAUUUGGAUGAGUUGUAUGUGUACAAUCCUCGAGCUAUUUUGCCUUGCUUCGUUGUAAUCUACAGAGGAUUUUGAUUAUGUGUCUUGGAUUUUUGUUGGAACUUUCUUUGCAAUACUGUCAUGUCACUUGCUGUGUUUUUUAUAAAUAUUUUUUGAGCUGUUGUUUAGCUAAACUUGGAUCGUUGGCGUUUUAUGUUGGUAGUAGUACUACAUUUUUGUAGUAUUAAGGUCCUUAUAGAUGCACCAUUAUACUGCAGCUGUGGAAGAUCCAAUUUUAUUUUUGUAUGCAUAUGUGGGUAUCACUCCCUCUCCAAUCAAUGGAAAGCCUUAAGCUGGCAUUGUAUAAA
Messenger RNA from Cicer arietinum (chickpea), 1610 nucleotides. The record is from RefSeq and is a predicted model, not a curated record. NCBI's taxonomy places the organism in Eukaryota, Viridiplantae, Streptophyta, Magnoliopsida, Fabales, Fabaceae.